GAUUGGUCCAUGGCCUUGACGCGCGCGUCGGCUCCCUCCGCGUUGUGAAGCAACUGGGCGCUGUGACCCUCGCUGGUCCCAGGCGAGGUGAGGACUCCUAGAGGUGGGAGCUUGGGGACUGGCCCUCCUGCUCCCCAUGGAGGACAGAGACACACCCACCUUUGAUGAGGACCACAGAUGCCUGGCUGGGAGGCUUCCUGUGCCGGAGGGCCCAGUCACACAGUUCACCUCUGAGCCCAUCAAGACAUUCUCCCCAGUCCAUAGACACCUGAGCAGAAAGAAUGGACUUUCCAAACUCUGCCAGAGCAGGAUGGCGCUCUCUGAGGAUAGGUGGAGCUCCUACUGUUUGUCAUCGCUGGCUGCCCAAAACAUCUGCACAAGCAAACUGCACUGCCCCACCACACCCGAGCAUGCGGACCUAGCAGGGUCUCUGGGCAGUGCGUCCUGCUGCUCCCUGCUGCGCGGCCUGUCUUCAGGGUGGUCUGCGCCCCUGCUCUCGGCCCCUGUGUGCAACCCCAACAAGGCCGUCUUCACUGUGGAUGCCAAGACUACAGAGAUCCUGGUUGCCAACGACAAUGCUUGCAGGCUCCUUGGGUACAGCAGCCAUGACUUGAUUGGCCAGAAGCUCACACAGUUCUUCCUGAAGUCGGAUUCCGAUGUGGUGGAAGCCCUCAGUGAAGAGCAUGUGGAGGCCGAUGGCCACGCUGCAGUAGUGUUUGGCACGGUGGUGGACGUUGUCAGUCGCAGUGGGGAGAAGAUUCCGGUCUCUGUGUGGAUGAAGAGGGUGCAGCGAGAGCGCGGCCUGUGCUGUGUGGUUGUCCUGGAGCCUGUGGAGAGGGUCUCAGCCUGGGUUGUCUUCCAGAGUGAUGGAACAAUCACAUCCUGCGAUAGUCACUAUGCUCAUCUCCAUGGGUUUGCGUCUGGGGAGGAUGUGGUUGGGCAGUGCAUCACAGACCUGAUCCCGUCCAUACAGCUCCCUUCUCCUGGCCGUCAUGUCCCAAAGAGUCUCAAGAUCCAGAGAUCUGUUGGGAGGGCCAGGGAUGGCACCACUUUCCCUCUGAGUCUGAAGCUGAAAUCCAAGCCCAGCAGCGAGGCAGCCCCUGAGCUGGGUUACCAGGCAUCUGUCUGGGUGUUCUGCACCAUCAGUGGCCUCAUCACCCUCCUGCCAGAUGGCACCAUCUAUGGCAUCAACCACAGCUUUGCGCUGAUGCUGUUUGGUUACAGGAAGACUGAGCUCCUGGGCAAGAAUAUCACUUUCCUGAUUCCUGGUUUCUACAGCUACAUGGACCUUGCCUAUGAUAGUUUGGUACGCCUGCCAGACUUGACCAACUGCCUGAACAUCAGCAGUGAAAGUGGGCCUGCCGAGCUGGGUGGGGACCUGGCCAGUGGUGCCCAGGAUCCUAGGGUUGACAUGGUGCUCACCCGUGAUCACAUGCUGCCACAAGAUGGUACCCUGAAGCUGGUGGGAAGACAAGAAGUCUCCUCCAGGACUCAGACGCAUCUGGAGACUGUGUGUCAGCUGCCUUCCUCUUGCUUCUCUCAGCCCUCUCCUGAGGUGGACAGCAUCCCAGAGGGAGCACUGCACACAAACCACAGCAAGCAGUCAUUACCCACAGACCAGCAAGACAUCCCAGAGGGAAGUCCACCAACCCAUAAUGGACAGUUACUACCUGCAGACCAGCCAGACACCCCAGAAAGAAGCUCACUAGUCCAUAAUGAGCAGUUACUAUCCAAGAACCAGCAAGAUACCUCAGAAGAAAGUCCACCAACCCACAGCGAGUGGUUAUUGCUCAAGGACCAGCAAGACACCACUGAAGGAAGCCCACCAGCCCACCAUGACCAGCACACUGCUGUCUUGGGGAAAGACAAUCUUGUACCAGCAGAAAACCCCAGGCAGGGACUUUUGGGAGAAAGCAGGUCGGAGCCAGUGGAUGCAAAACUGUUUCCAUCCUGUGGAGAUUCUGAGCCUCUGCUGGCAGAGGACAGGAGCAGCAGUGUGGACCUGUGUGGUCUGCGUCAGGAAGCUCAGUGGGAGCUUGUGGGCAUCAGCAGUCCUAGCAGCCCCAAUCCUUGGGCCGAUGCCACUAUGCCAGAGCCCCACAUUGCAGGGCAGCCGGCAGGAGGGGGCCUCAUGACUCACUGCCCUCAGUACACAAGUGAGUGGGUCCUGCAGCAGCGAAACCAGGACUUGGCCCCCAGCCCUUCUGGAAUGGUGGGUAUCUCACUUGGGACGCCCACUCUGGAUGAGCCGUGGCUAGGAGCCAGAAAUGACCGAGAAGAGCUACAGACUUGCUUGAUUAGGGAGCAGCUGUCCAAGUCAAGCUUUGCGGGAGCUCUGGGUUUUUCCAAUGUUGUCUCUGCAGAGCACCCCCCUUUCUGUGAUCUGGGAGGCACAGACCUGCAUGGCAGCCGCUUGGGCAGCUCCUCGGCCUGCUAUGCCUUGGCCACUGACAUCCCUGGAGUCCUGGAGGCAGUGGAGGCCCAGGAAGCUGACAUUAAUUCUUAUUCCUGGAACCUCAAGGAACUCUUUCUCAGUGACCAGACAGACCGAACUUCAUCAAAUUGUUCCUGUGCUACAUCUGAACUUGGUGAGACACCCUCUCCUUCGGUGGUGGGCUCUGAUUUAGAUGUGGAUGGUCUCCACAGGCGGAGUCCAGAUAUUCUGGGUGAUCAAGAACUGUUGCUACUGACUGGCACCUAUUUCGACCUUGGUGAAGGCCGACAGUUCCAGGAGAGCUGCCUGGAUCACAAUCAAGCAGAGCUGUCUGAGAUUUCUUUAGUGUCUUCUGAACACUAUGAAGCUAGUGACAUAGAAGGCCCAGGCUGCAUCCUUCCCACACUAGAUGCCAGCCGCAAAGACGUGUGCCCAGCAGCAGAGGAGCCCAGGCUGAGCGCCCAGGUCACCUCUACCCCCAUCACCCCUGGGGCCGCCAGCCUGCAGCCAGAGAUCCAUGAGGGCACCUACUCAGGGAGUUGCUACCACCGAGACGGCCUGUGGCUGAGUAUCCAGUUUGAAGUGAAGCGGGUGGAGUUGCAGGGCUCUGCAACCCUGUUCUGCUGCUGGCUGGUGAAGGACCUCCUGCAUAGCCACCGGGACUCUGCCACCAGGACCCGCCUGUUCCUGGCCAGCCUGCCCAGUUCCACCCACUCCAUGCCUGAGCUCCCUGGAUCCAGCCUUGGGGAGAUGCUCAGAGCCAAGCCCUGGUUUGAGGAGCCCCCGAUGCCUGCAGAGCUGGAGGGGCUGGCGGCCUGUGAGGGCGAGUACUCCCAAAAGUACAGCACCCUCAGCCCGCUUGGCAGCGGGGCCUUUGGCUUCGUGUGGACGGCAGUGGAUAAGGAGCAGAACAAGGAGGUGGUGGUGAAGUUUAUUAAGAAGGAGAAGGUUUUAGAGGAUUGUUGGACUGAGGAUCCCAAACUUGGAAAAGUUACUUUAGAGAUUGCAAUUCUAUCCAGGGUGGAGCACCCCAAUAUCAUCAAGGUACUGGAUGUAUUUGAAAACCAAGGGUUCUUCCAGCUAGUGAUGGAGAAGCAUGGCUCUGGCCUGGACCUCUUUGCUUUCAUUGACCGCCAUCCUAACCUGGAUGAGCCCCUGGCAAGCUACAUCUUCCGACAAUUGGUGUCAGCAGUGGGAUAUCUGCGCUCAAAGGGCAUCAUUCAUCGGGACAUCAAAGACGAGAACAUCGUCAUUGCUGAGGACUUCACCAUUAAGCUGAUAGACUUUGGUUCAGCCGCCUACUUGGAAAGGGGCAAAUUAUUCUAUACUUUUUGUGGAACAAUCGAGUACUGUGCCCCUGAGGUUCUCAUGGGUAAUCCUUACAGAGGGCCAGAGCUGGAGAUGUGGUCUCUGGGUGUCACACUAUACACACUGAUUUUUGAGGAGAAUCCCUUCUGUGAGGUGGAAGAAACCAUGGAGGCAGCCUUACACCCCCCAUACUUGGUGUCCCAAGAACUCAUGAGCCUCGUGUCUGGGCUGUUGCAGCCUGACCCUGAACAGCGCACCACCUUGGAGAAGCUGGUGACGGACCCGUGGGUGACACAGACUGUGAACCUGGCUGACUACACCUGGGAAGAGGUGUGUCGGAUCAACAAACCAGAAAGUGACCUCCUGUCCACUGCAAGUCUGGAGCCUGGGGGCAGAAGCCCAAGUGAAGCAACUCAGGCUCCGGUUCUACGCGGGCCUCCUGCCCGGGGAGAGGCCUCUGGCAGCCAGCACUGCUUGCAUCCUGUGGACCCCUCUCCCCCGGUUGGCUGAACACAGGGUUUCUCCUGAUCUUCUAUACUCAGUUUGGAAAAUCAUCUGGAUUUCAGGCCCCUUCCACCCAGAGAAAGUAAAUUAUUAGGAAUUGGGCCUGAUUCCCUUCAAAAAACCCACAUGGAAGUCUGGUAAAUGCUAGAAGAAAAGCCAGUGAUACUAUAUUUUUUUAGAUUUAUAAAAUAGAUU
Messenger RNA from Castor canadensis (American beaver), 4441 nucleotides. It is a transcript of the gene Pask, whose product is annotated as PAS domain containing serine/threonine kinase. Gene Ontology annotation, molecular function: ATP binding; protein serine/threonine kinase activity. The record is from RefSeq and is a predicted model, not a curated record. Gene Ontology annotation, biological process: negative regulation of glycogen biosynthetic process; intracellular signal transduction; protein phosphorylation. NCBI's taxonomy places the organism in Eukaryota, Metazoa, Chordata, Mammalia, Rodentia, Castoridae. Gene Ontology annotation, cellular component: cytoplasm; cytosol; nucleus.